AUUUCCAUUUUGCGCAAAACUAAUUGCGCAUGCGCAGUUAGAUUCAGUUAAACGUUUUCAAACAACCAACCAUCGAUAAAGUUGACUAUUAGUAACUUUCCGACAUUCGAAGUUCGAAGAUGAACAUGAAACAUUUUAUUGUCGAGGAGAAAUCCUGCAACGCAAGUUAUAAGAACGAUUUAUGUUUCAAUGUACAAUUAAAUGAGUGGACAUUGAGAACGAUUGGAACCUGGCCAAAAUCGCUGGAUCGUUCUUGGUUAGAAACUAUCGAACAUGUCUGUUUAUGCUUUUUUAAUUACAUUUUACUCGCGUUCAUCCUAAUACCCGGUGUUAUGUACUUUCUUCUCGAGAUGAAAGAUUUUUACGAUCAAAUGAAACUCGGUAGCGCGCUCAGUUUCUUUCUGAUGGCGGUGAUGAAAAUCUGUGUCUUUAUCAUUCGUGAAAACGAUAUACGUAAAUGCAUAGAAUGCAUUGAGGACGAUUGGAAAAAUGUAAAGUAUCAAGAAGAUCGUAAGAUUAUGUUGGAAAACGCGAGUUUUAGUCGUCGAUUGAUCGUAAUUUGCGGCGCUUUUAUGUAUGGAGGGGUGGUUUUUUAUUAUAUCGCUUUGCCGCUCACUCGAGCGAAGAUCGUGGAAGAGGGUGGUAAUCUAACGUAUAGAAGACUGGUUUACCCUUUUCCCAAGGCUCUCCUAGACGCUCGUCGCACUCCUGCCAACGAACUUCUGUACACAAUACAGUUAUUGUCUGGGUUCGUCGCGCACAAUAUCACGGUUGCCGCUUGCGGAUUGGCUGCCCUUCUUGCGAUGCACGCCUGCGGACAAUUGCAGAUUUUGAUGUCUUGGUUGGAAAAAUUGGUGGAUGGAAGGGAAAACGACGACGAGAAUUUGGAUCAGAGACUGGCUAGUAUCGUGGAACAACACGUUCGAAUAAUCAAUUUUAUAACUUUGACGGAAGAUCUUCUUCAGGAGAUAUCAUUGGUAGAAGUUGUGGGUUGUACUAUAAAUAUAUGUUUCCUCGGGUAUUAUUCGAUGAUGGAGUGGGAUUCUAAGCAUCCUAUUAGAGGUGUGACGUAUAUAAUAUUGCUUACAUCCGUCACGUUUAACAUUUUCAUAUUUUGUUAUAUCGGUGAACUUUUAGCAGAGCAGACUGUGAAAGUUGGCGAAAAGUUUUACAUGAUUGAUUGGUACAGAAUGCCCUGGAAAAAAGGUUUGGCCAUCUCUUUGAUAAUUUCUAUAUCUCGUUCAACCACGAAGAUCACUGCUGGCAACAUUAUCGAACUUUCUAUUAGCAGUUUCGGUGCUAUCAUCAAGACUUCAUUUGCAUACUUGAACAUGCUACGAACAUUGACAAUAUUAGACAAGCCAUCGAGGAUCAAAGAUGCAAAAAUCAAAAGACAAGGCAAAGACAGCCAAUCAGAAGUUCUACUUGAAAGAUUACGAAUACCAGAAGAACGUGAAUCUGAGCAUUCAAUACAAUCGUUGGUUGUUAAAACCAAUGGGUCUUUGGCCGAAUUCGUAUACAUCACGAUCGAAAGAUUAUCUGUAUUGGCUUAUAAAUAUCAUUUUUACGGGAAACUGAAACAAUUCGGUCCUUUGAUCUUCUGCAUGAUGGCAUUCGUAAAAUAUUAUUAUCUAAUUUUCCACAAAACCGAUAUUCGCGAAUGCGUGGAAAGGAUCAAGUGGGAUUGGAGGAACAUCACAUACGCGAAAGAUAAAGAGAUCAUGAUAAUGUACGCGAAUUUUGGACGAAAACUGGUGGUCGUUUGCACCUUUUUCAUGUACAGUGGAUUUGCCUUUUAUUACAUCGCUAUACCGAUCAGCGUUGGCAGAGUCAAAACAGAUAAUCUCACCUUCAUCCCUUUGGUGUUCCCUUUCUCGAGAUUCAUCGUCGAUACUCGUUACAGCCCGACCAACGAAAUCGUAUUUUCCAUCCAAUUGAUGGCCGGUGCUCUUAUGCAUGGAAUCACAUCGGCUGCUUGCAGUUUAGUGGCUACAUUUGCGGUGCAUGCUUGCGGCCAGAUGCAGGUGUUGAUGAACUGGUUGCAACACUUGAUAGACGGCCGAUUGGACAUGGACGAGCGCUUGGAUGGUAGAAUCGCGGACGUGAUACGCCAACAUGUUCGAGUCCUAAAAUUUUUGGCGCUUACCGAAAAAACUCUACAGCAAAUUUCUUUUACCGAAUUUUUGGGCUGUACGCUAGAUAUAUGUCUCGUUGGAUAUUACGUUAUUAUGGCGAGAUCGUUGCCGAAGAGUACGAAGAGAGCUUUUGAGCUCGAACGAAGAAACGAUAUGUCCUCUGUAAAAAUUGAUCAAGAUUAUAAAAGUAACGUAAAUUUUAGCAUUAAAUAUAGCCGUCGUAUUUCAAAAAUGAUCGGCUUGUGGCCUACUUUCGAUAAAGUUUCAACGAUACACAAAUAUCUUCGACUGUUAUAUAAUAUCAUUUGUUACUGUUUGUUAAUGUUUAUUAUUGUACUUGGAUGGAUGUAUAUAGCUUUCGAAGUGAAAAACAUAUACGACGGAUUAAAAUUCGUUAGUCUAAUGAGUUUCUGCAUGUUAUCGAUCACAAAGUAUCAUUUGAUAAACAUUCACAAGGAUGACGUCCGCGAGUGUGUCAAACGUAUAGAAUGGGACUGGAAAAAUAUAUCCUACUCAAAAGAUAGAGAAAUUAUGCUAAUGAACGCAAAUUUUGGAAAGAGAUUGAUCAUUGUUACCACCACUGUCACGUACAGUGGUUUUGUCUUUUUUUAUAUAGCUAUACCGAUGAAAAUUGGAAAAAUUCCGGCACAAGAUGCUAAUAUUAGUUUCAUACCCACGAUGUUUCCUUUCCCGAAAUACAUUGCUGAUGUUCGAUAUAGUCCAAUAAACGAAAUUGUAUUUUUCUUUCAAUUUAUGUGUGGUUUCUUGGUGCAUGGUGUGACAUCAUCAGCUUGCAGUUUGGCUGCCAUAUUUACAGUUCACGCUUGUGGCCAGAUACAGGUGAUGAUGAUCUGGCUGGAACAUUUGAUAGAAGGUCGAUUAGACAUGUGUUAUAACGUCGAUCAGCGAAUCGCCAAGAUCGUGAAUCAACAUGUUCGAAUAUUGAAAUUCUUAUCACUUAUUGAAAAAAUUCUUCAACAAGUAUCUUACAUGGAAUUUUUAGAAUGUACAGUAAACGUGUGUCUUCUUGGAUAUUGUGCCAUCAUGGAAUGGGAAUCGAAUCACUUAACAGAAGUCAUAACAUAUGUUAUAAUACUUCUAACGAUUAUAUUCAAUAUUUUUGUAUUUUGUUACAUAGGGGAACUUUUGGCAGAUCAGUCUAGGAAAAUAGGGGAAGUAACGUAUAUGAUUGAAUGGUACCGAUUAUCCGGAAAGAAAAAGCUGUGUUGCGUUUUGAUAAUCGCAAUGUCUAAUUCAUCUAUGAAAUUAACAGCUGGAAAUUUAAUCGAAUUAUCAAUGAGUACAUUCUCUGAUGUGAUUAAAACAUCGUUUGCUUUCUUAAAUGUAUUGCGAACAUUAACUUAAGCAUUUUUUGAAUCGCAAUAUAACAUAAUGUAAACUAAAUUUAUAAACUUUAUUAUAUUUACUAUAAUUGAUGUUUUUUUUGUUAAAAAACUAUAGCUUUGGUAUACUUUAUCUGUUAUCUGAUGUUAAAAAUCUAAGAAAUAAAUUUUGUUAUAUUAUAUUAUAAAAAUAAAUAAAAAAAAAUACAAUUUAUAUCGGUACUUACAAAUUUU
Apis cerana (Asiatic honeybee) is the source of this 3712-nucleotide messenger RNA. RefSeq lists its product as uncharacterized. The record is from RefSeq and is a predicted model, not a curated record. NCBI's taxonomy places the organism in Eukaryota, Metazoa, Arthropoda, Insecta, Hymenoptera, Apidae. Gene Ontology annotation, biological process: sensory perception of smell; detection of chemical stimulus involved in sensory perception of smell. Gene Ontology annotation, molecular function: odorant binding; olfactory receptor activity. Gene Ontology annotation, cellular component: plasma membrane.